Messenger RNA from Oryza sativa Japonica Group (Japanese rice), 1909 nucleotides. NCBI's taxonomy places the organism in Eukaryota, Viridiplantae, Streptophyta, Magnoliopsida, Poales, Poaceae. The record is from RefSeq and is a predicted model, not a curated record.
AACGUAAACUUAAUGUGCCGCCUCCGACUCUCUUCUCUUCUUUGCCCUUGCGCCGCCUUCUCCGCGGCAUCGUCGGAGCCGACGCGAAUGGCUUCCCGCCUCCUAACCAGAUCAACCGCCGCGCGCCUCCUCUCCCACCUCCGCUCCUCCGGGGCCCUGAGCCCUACCCACCACCACCACCACCACCUCGAUAAUGGCGCCGCCUUGGCCUCCCUCCUGGGACUCGGCCGCGGUGGCCUCCCUGCGGCGGCCGGACCAUGGUCCCCUCGAGACCCGCCGACGCGGUGGUUCUCUUCCCCGGCUACGGUGGCGGAGGCGCCGAUGACCGCGGACGGGCUCACGGUGGACUCGAUCGCGGGGAAGGGGUGGACGAUCCUCCCCGAGGCCGAGAGCGACUGGCGCAGCCACGCCGCCGCCGUCGCGCAGUCCGUCAAGCUCAUCAAGAAGCGGCUCAAGUGGGGAUGGAUACUUGAGAGAUCAAGGCAGUUGUCUGUGGUGUUGGAGAGGCCGGACCUCUGGGAUGAUCCAGUUUUCGCUGGGAAGGUUAGCCGUGAACAUGGUGAGCUCAUGGGCAAGAUUAAAUCAGUGAACCAAUUCGAGCAGGAGUUGAUGGAGCACAUUGACAUGUUGAGGCUUGCAAGAGAAGAGGACGAUAAUGAACUUGAGACGGAAACCAUGAGGGCAUUAGCCGAAAUGAGAAGAAGUGCAAAGGAGAAAGAACUGAAUGCAUUGCUUUCUGGAGAUAAUGACUCUUGCUCUUGCUUCAUUGAGGUUCAGGCAGGAGCUGGAGGUACUGAGAGCAUGGAUUGGGCUGCAAUGGUUAUGAACAUGUACAGCUCAUGGGCCCAACGACGAGGAUACACAGUCAGUAUUAUAGAAGAAAUGCCUGGUGAAAUAGCAGGAAUCAAGAGGGCAACUAUCAAAGUGGAUGGUGAAUAUGCAUUUGGAUAUGCUAAAGCCGAAGUAGGUGUUCAUAGAUUGGUACGGAUUUCUCCAUUUGACAGUGGAAAGAGGCGGCACACUUCCUUUGCUGCUGUGGCUGUUGUACCUAUUCUUGGUGAUGGUUCUACCCGAUACCAGAUAAAAGAUUCAGAUCUUCGGAUAGAGCGUUUCCGCUCUGGUGGUCCUGGUGGCCAACAUGCCAACUGCACAGAAAGUGCUGUUAGAAUUGUGCACAUUCCAACUGGUAUAACUGCAACUUGUCAAAAUGAAAGAUCACAGCAUAUGAAUAAGGCAUCAGCAAUGGCAGUGCUCCAGUCUCGGCUGGACCAGCUUGAGAUUGCCCGCCAAGCACAGAUGAAUGCAGACCACACGCAAUCACUCUCUGAAAUCAGCUGGGGAAACCAAAUAAGAUCUUAUGUACUCCAUCCAUAUCGUAUGGUCAAAGAUCUCCGGACAAACUACGAAGUAUCCGACCCUGAUUCAGUCCUCAAUGGGGACCUAGAUGAUUUCAUCUUGAACUUUUUGUCAACGUCACUGGAUGAAGCUGAUUGAAGUGCCUGUGCCUGAAGUCCCUGAAGACAAACCAUGCUUAAAUUUAGCCUCAGCCUCAAUGAUCAAUCAUUCGAUCCACUGAGAUACAGUCCAAGAGAUGGUAAGAGGGCAGCUUCAUUCUUUCCAAUACUGACAAAUAUGACAUCUCAAAUGGUGAAAGACCAAGGUGUGCAACAAUUUUUCAAGUGCAAAUAUCAGAGCUAGAACGAGCUUAUAUUAGCUUUCUAGUUAGAAAAAUGGAAAUAUAAUGAACUUUUGUUUCAUUGUUAGCCCAUAGUUCCUUUUUGUAUUACUGGUGCUGGUGCUAUUUGUGAAUGGCAAUAGUAGUCUCCUAAAUAUAGUCGUUUCUAGUUUCUACUCAAUCCAGCUGUCAUACAUAAAUUGUUUCUUUUUGUAUUCCACUGGCAUGAAUCAA